Molecule: messenger RNA, 1113 nt
Organism: Erigeron canadensis
Lineage: Eukaryota; Viridiplantae; Streptophyta; Magnoliopsida; Asterales; Asteraceae
Product: F-box protein At1g55000
Exons: 2
Coding region: 142-807 (221 amino acids)
Molecular function (GO): protein binding
Source: RefSeq, a predicted model, not a curated record
UUGAGAUUUUUCGUCCCUAAUUGCAAUACUUGCGUGCGAGAGUUUAUCCACGUAACAGAUAAACACUCUUCACCCAAUAUCCAUUCCUCCAUAAUAAAAAAAAAAAAAUCAAAGUAAAUCUAAAAAAAAAGAAAAUCUAACAUGGCGGCAGAAGCUUUAACCUGCAAAGACAUCCUCCGUACGAUAUUCGAAAAACUUCCUGCGAUAGAUAUCGGACGGUCGGCAUGCGUAUGCAAGAUAUGGUGUUCCGUGGUUGCUUCUGGGAAUAGAGAUAUAUAUAACAAGGCUUUUAUUGGUCCAUGGAAAUUAAAGGCAUUGAUUGGGAAUCCCACUUCUGGUAGCUUCUGGAGACACAAUAAAACCUUGAAUCGCUUUGCGAUUUCGCAUCGCCUGCUUCCCGGUGACUCCCUUGCCAGUCUUGCUCUCAAAUAUUCCGUUCAGGUUACAGACAUAAAGCGCCUAAACAACAUGAUGAGUGACCAUGGAAUACACUCGAGGGAUAGAUUGUUGAUUCCUGUGACCACACCAGAUGUACUCGUGGAUGGCACCUGCUACAUAGAAUUGGAUGCUCAUGCCAAGAGGGAAGUUGCAGUACUGUAUCUGGAUGGUGCACCCAUAGCUCGUGCUUUGAACAAGGUGACGUCUGAGCAUGGAAAGAGAAGGAUCCUUGACUCUUUGAGGAGAAGCAUGCAUGUUGAUGAUGUAACUGCUCAAUACUACUUAUCUUUAUCAAAUGGUGAUCCCCGAGGUGCACUCAUGGAAUUUUCAGAGGAUAUAAGGUGGGAGAGACAGAUGCAUUUGGCGUAAUCCAGUCAUAUACUUGGCAAAAUAUGCAUAAAGGGAAUGUUGCAUUAUCAGGCCUUUUUAAUGCGAGCUAAUUGCACAAUUAUGCAAGCAGCUUUGUCCAAUUUCUGGUUUGUCUAAUAAGCUUUGUCCCAGUUACUUGUAUAAACUUCCAAAUAUGUAUAUGGGCUAAUUAAGGUGAUAUAAACCAUCCUGUGAAAUACUUUUGUGGCUCUGGUCAAAGUAUACCAGAAGCUGCUAACACUGUAGUGAUAUUAAGAUCAUCAAAUCGUUUAAAGUGUGUGUUUAUAUACAGGUCUAUUCGAAUUA